Molecule: messenger RNA, 1315 nt
Organism: Amphibalanus amphitrite
Lineage: Eukaryota; Metazoa; Arthropoda; Thecostraca; Balanomorpha; Balanidae
Product: ras-related protein Rab-38-like
Exons: 1
Coding region: 164-964 (266 amino acids)
Molecular function (GO): GTPase activity; GTP binding
Source: RefSeq, a predicted model, not a curated record
GUCACCAGCCACCAGCAUCGAAAUCAGCACCAACGGAGCGUCACGAGACGUAGCGAUCAGCAUCAGAGAAACCAGCGAGUCAUCACCAGCCGCGGACGCCGUAACCAGCGAGCCAUCACCACACGUCUCCACCACCACCAGCGGCCUUCGGACUUCCUCUGCGAUGGAGGGAGCCAGCCAGGACCGUCCGCGCAGCCUCUGGUUCGAAAAGUACCACUCCCGGCGCCGAAAGACCGUCUCUGGGUUCCCACAGCCCGUCUUCAAGAUCCUCUUCAUCGGCGACCGGUGCACGGGGAAGUCGUCUCUUGUGCGUCGGUACGCGUACGAUGAGUUCACCGGUCGGCACCACGCGACGAUCGGGGUCGACUACACGUCCCGGACCAUCGGCUGGACGGUCAACACCACCAUCAAGCUGAACCUGUGGGAUGUCAGCGGCCAGGACCACCUCUCUGAGCUGACGCGGCCCUUCUACCGGCACGCCGACGCCGCCUUCGUCGUGUUCGACAGCUCGCGGCCCAAGACGCUGCUCAGCACCGUCUCGUGGAAGGCCGACCUGGACGACAAGGUGCGUCUGCCGUGCGGCGCCAAGAUCCCCUGCGUGCUUCUGGCCAAUAAGUGCGACCUGGAGGAGAAGAGUGACAUGGUGCGGAACGCCCAGUACAUGGAGCGCUGGGUACAGCGGCAUGGCUUCCAGGGCUGGCUGGAGACCUCCGCCAAGGAGGACAUCGGCGUCAACGAGGCCUUCGAGUGUCUGCUCAUGAACCUGAUGGACGGAGCCGUCCACAGGCGCGUUGGCGACCUCGGGGAGAGCCGGUUCACCCUCGGGGAGGGGGAGGUGGCCUGCGCGUGUAUGACGGAGCGCCGGCGGCCGACCGUGGAGCCACUGGGACCGCGGGUGCACGUGGGUACCGUGUCACUGCCGACCGGAAGCAGGGCCGACUCCAUGUGCCCCUGCUGCUGGUGACCUGCGAGAGAGUCAGGAGAGGGUCAUGUAGGAGGGUCAAGGGUCAGGGUCAGGAUCAGGGAGAGAGCUGGGGAGGGAAAGGGAAGGAGAGGGUCAGGACUCGGGACAUGGCGGCCGCUAGAGUUUCCUCAGUGCACUUGGGCGCGGCCCGGAGUGUCGUGAGUCCUAGAAUGUGCGUUUUAUUCAGGGAACUAAUUGGUAUAUUCUGAUGAUUGAAAGGCUUUGGUGUCUCAUUAGUGUGUCUUUGUGUGUGCUCUUUUCGUGUCCGUAUUUAUACAUUUCCAUGGCGCGUCCGCAUAUUUUAGAAAUGCAUUAUGUAUUAUUUACCCGACAAUAUACUCGUUAAAAGCG